AUGACUGAAGUUGUAAAGGAGGAGCCUCGCCCAAUAGAAACGGCGGUAAAUUUUGGACCAAAUCCAAUAGUUCUAACGUGUCCUAAUUGUGGUCAAACUGUUCAAACUAUAUGCAUUAGCAAAAAUGGUCUCUGUGUGUACUUAUCAUGCGUUGGUCUUGCAUUAGUUGGUUGCGUGCUGGGAUGCUGUUUAAUACCCUUCUGCGUUGGAGCUUUCAAAGAUGUCGAUCAUGUAUGCCCUAAUUGCAAAUACAAUUUGGGUUACUACAAGAAACUGGGAUAA
Messenger RNA from Rodentolepis nana, 282 nucleotides. The record is from the annotation of a GenBank genome assembly. NCBI's taxonomy places the organism in Eukaryota, Metazoa, Platyhelminthes, Cestoda, Cyclophyllidea, Hymenolepididae.